GCAGCCAGUGGUUUUGAACUGCUGGCCUUUCAGUUGUCAGCCCAACUUGUAACCACUAUGCCACCAGGGCUACCAUGUUGAAAGCCCCACAGGCCAGCUCUCCCCUAUCACAGAGGGCCCUUAUGAGUCAAAAGUCCAUUCAAGGGUACCCAUCAGCAGUAUAAGUAGUUUGUGGAUUGCCCUCAAGUAUAGAAUUCUGUCUCAAAUCCUAUCUGCUAAGACCCAAAGGGACAACUAGCCAGUCUAUCAAGUACCUUGGUUUAUGAGAAUUCGCAUGUUCGCUUGAGAUACAUCAGUGCUUCUGGCACACAGCCAUGAAUGAAGGUGCACAAUAUGUGCUGGUGCUGUGGGCACAUUUGCUUAGCUGGUCGGCCACCAUCAGAUCCCGAGGAGUCUCAGCCUCCAGGAUGGACUUCCUGGUUCUCUUCUUCUUCUACCUGCUUCUGAUGCUGACCGUUGUCCUUCUGUGGUGCGUCUGCUCGAGAAUCCACUGCUUGAAAGGCCUGGUCGGGGAAGGAACACAGGUCAUUUCCCGUCUCAUCCCAGAAUGCCUUCAGAGAUGCGUGCAAAGAUGGCUCCACUACCUCUUUCAUACCCGAAACCACACCUUCAUCGUCCUGCACCUGGUCUUGCAAGGCCUGGUCUAUACCGAGUACACCUGGGAAGUCUUUGGCUACUGUCAGGAGCUGGAGUUCUCCUUGCCCUGUCUUCUCCUGCCCUACCUGCUGCUGGCCACAAACCUGCUCUUCUUCGUGCUCAGCUGCGUGACCGACCCAGGAACCGUAACGAGCGCUACCGAGCCGGCAUUCCUCCAGGCCUACCGAUUCGAUGACGUGAUGUUUCCCAAGAAUGCCAGGUGUCCCACCUGUGACCUACGGAAGCCAGCUCGCUCCAAGCACUGCAGGGUGUGUAACAGGUGUGUGCACCGCUUCGACCAUCACUGCAUUUGGAUGAACAACUGUAUCGGGGCCUGGAACGUGCGGUACUUCCUCAUCUACCUCUCGACGCUGACGGCCUCCGCGACCACCGUGGCCGGCCUAAGUGCCGCCUUCCUGGUCCAGGUGGUGAUCUUCUCGGAUCUCUACCUGGAGACUUACACUGACGAGCGUGGGCAGCCCCAGGUGGUCGACGUCAUCUUCCUUGCGCAGUACCUGUUCGUGCUCUUCCCGAGGAUCAUCUUCCUGCUGGGCUUCGUGCUGGUGAUCAGCGUGUUCCUGGGGGGCUACCUGUGCUUCGCUCUAUACCUGGCCGCCACCAACCAGACCACCAACGAGUGGUACAAAGCCCGCCAGGUCCCGUGCCAGUGCUGCCACCCCCAGGUGAAACCCCAAGCCUUCCAGAACAUCCACAACCGUGGGGUCUGGCGCAACCUGCACGAGGUCUUCCUCCCUGCUGCCCACGAUGAGAAGAAGAAAUAAGAAUGGAAGAGUGUCCCUGCCCUUGAAAGAUUGGAGACCUUUCUGUAUACAAACGGAUGCUUAUUUUCAACACAGGCAUUGCUUUUCUGUU
Molecule: messenger RNA, 1509 nt
Organism: Echinops telfairi (small Madagascar hedgehog)
Lineage: Eukaryota; Metazoa; Chordata; Mammalia; Afrosoricida; Tenrecidae
Gene: ZDHHC4
Product: zinc finger DHHC-type palmitoyltransferase 4
Exons: 7
Coding region: 315-1418 (367 amino acids)
Biological process (GO): peptidyl-L-cysteine S-palmitoylation; protein targeting to membrane
Cellular component (GO): endoplasmic reticulum; Golgi apparatus
Molecular function (GO): protein-cysteine S-palmitoyltransferase activity
Source: RefSeq, a predicted model, not a curated record